AUGCUGUCGGCGCGGAGCCUGCGGAAGGCGUCCGUCCCGCCGUCCCUUCUCUCCGACCCCUCGCCCGGCUGCCUCCAGCCCACGCGCCUCGCCGUCCACGUCAAUGGCGACGGCGGAUCCUGCUCCGCGUACUUCGCCUCCGGUUGCCGCGUCUACAACUUAAAGAUAUCCAUGGAAGAAGAGAUGCUGUCCAGAGGAAAAGAGAGCCUGUUGAUUCCUAUCAGUGCGCAGGUCAUAAGCUCGUCGGUUGUGGACCGCUGCCCGCAUCAUUCGGAGAUUCAGAGUGUAGUUCUGGCUGAAGGUGAAGGUGAUAGCUGCUUGAUUUUGGGAACUGUCGACGCUUACGGUCACCUCAUUGUAUCCCGUUUGGACACUGUGGCAGAGGACAUCGACAGGGCGUCCUAUUCAGUACCACCUCGUGAUAGUGGUGUCGGAGAAGGAAGUUGGGCUGGGUUGUGUUUUAGUCCAACACACCAAUCCACGGUAGCUGUUGCCCGUGAAUUGUGUAAGAGCAUUGAUAUCUAUGAUCAAGAUAUUCAUAUUCGGAGUUUACGUACGUUAUGGUGCCCAUCUUCAGUAAGGUUUGCUCAAGGGAGUGAAAGUAGUUCGAUAUUGACAAUUACUGAAGGUUCUCAGCUGAGCAUCUGGGACUUCAGAAUGCAUAACAACGGUGGAUGUGUACAACGCAUUUCUGGUCCUACUGGAGGCAUAUUAUACUCAGUCUGUACCUCUCCUUCAGGACUGAUUGCUGUCGGUGGAACUGAUCGUGCUGUCACAGUCUAUGAUCCUCGCAGGUGGUCAGCCUUAUCAAGAUGGGUGGGCUGCUCCAAGUAUGAGAUUACUGGUCUUUUGUUUUCGUCAGUGGACCAAUCCUUCAUAUACGUCCAAGGUGUUGAUUAUGAGAUUACUUGUGGACGCUGGAGAGAAAGUAAGCACGCAUUCUCAUUUCGAGGUGAUUCGAACUGGCUGGGCUUUUCAAAGUGUGCGAAUACAGAUGUGGUUGCUGGGUGGUGCGGGUCUGGAAGUAUCUUCGUUGCCGAUGUUAGGCAGGAUCUUCUCUCGGCACAACCUGUAUCAUGUAGCGGUUAUCCUUGGGGGCGGAAGUUUCUUGUUGGUUCUUGUAUCAUCAGAGUUAUGCUGAUAAGCUUUGCUGGCUUACAAUACGAAUGCUACAUUUGA
Triticum turgidum subsp. durum (durum wheat) is the source of this 1179-nucleotide messenger RNA. The record is from the annotation of a GenBank genome assembly. NCBI's taxonomy places the organism in Eukaryota, Viridiplantae, Streptophyta, Magnoliopsida, Poales, Poaceae.